Messenger RNA from Durusdinium trenchii, 861 nucleotides. The record is from the annotation of a GenBank genome assembly. Lineage: Eukaryota; Dinophyceae; Suessiales; Symbiodiniaceae.
AUGGCUCUGGCCUUUGUGAAUCCAGGAGCACAUCCACUACAAGUGGGCCUUCCAAAGGUGGCAGGGACCUCUCGACCGGCGGCGUCUUCGGGACGAUCGACACUCGGAGGACUUGGAUUGGGAAGCUUCUUGGGCCUUGGCAGCCUUGGCAGCCUUGGCCUUGCUUCUUUGGGUGCCGCUUCUCGGAAGGCAAAGAAACACACGAAGGCGUCGAAGACGUCGAGUUCAGUUGUGGCCUUGGCAGCCGAAGGGGAGGCCGGGGAGGCUGAGGUGGCCUCAGGCGGACAGGACUUCAGCAAGCUGAAGAGCUUGUUGGAGGCACAGGAUUUCAAAGCAGCUGAUGCCGAAACCAGGAGUUUGCUCAUUAAGAUGUGUGGUGCAGAAGCCCAGAAGAGAGGUUGGGUCUACUUUGCAGAAGUGAAGACAAUUCCUGAAGAGGACAUGGACACACUUGAGAAGCUCUGGCAAGAGCACAGCAAUGGACGAUUUGGCUUUGUUCAGCAGAGGAAGAUUUGGAGAAAAAAUCGCGGCCAGUUCGACAAGUUCGCAGAGGAGGUCUCUUGGUUCACAGACACCUGGAAGAAUCGCAAUUGGCCCGAUGAGUUCAUCUACAGCUUGGAGGCUCCAGUGGGUCAUUUGCCGCUGACCAAUUGCAUUCGUGGUGCUCAGGUUCUGGAGGAACUGCUGAGCCACCCAGCCAUUCAGAACCAAAAGGCGAAGAAGCCGAAGCCUGUCAGCAAGGCCAGUGAUGACCAAGGUGGAGCCGGAGGUGACAAGCCACGCCGCUCAGCUCUUUCUAUGUUGGCCUCCGGUAGAACGACAAAGACACCGUCCAGAGCAACUUUGGCGGGUCAUUUUUAA